AUGCUGAGGAAGAGGACCAGGUCAAUCCAGAAAGAUCAACACCACUUUGGCAAAAUGGCAAUAUCUGAAACCAGUUUUGAGUCCUAUCCUCAGUCUCAUGCUUUGGGGAGCAAUACCAAAAGCAACUCAAUUUUCAAUACCCCUCUUUUGUUUGUGGGUAUGGGUCCUAAGGGGUUGGAUUCAGAUUCAGUUAAGAGUCCCACUUCCCCACUAGAUGUUUCAUUUUUUUCAAAUCUAAGUAAUCCUUUUAGAACCCCAAGUUCAUUGUCCAAUGAGGGACAACAAAGGAGCUGGGACUGUGUCAAAGUAGGUCUAAGUAUUAUAGAUUCUUUGGAAGAAUGUCCUAAGUUUUCUGGAAAAAUUCUCCGAGCAUCAGAGAGCAAGAAGACUAAUCUCAGUCCCCAAAUGAUUACUAAAGUCCCAAAUUGUAAACCCUAUAUGGAUUAUGUUCAGGCAUCUAAAUCUUUACCCAAAGAUUUUUGUAAGAUUCCUUGUACUCAAAAUGGUUACAUUUUCUCCAAGGGUGAGUCCCAAGUUCUUUUUGAGAUUGGAGAGACCCCACUAGAACAUGAAUCAUUUGGAAGAACUGUGUCUGUUUCUUUAGACUCUUGCAGUCCAAUUAAAAAUUUGUCUGGUUUAACUGUUUCCAACAUUGAUUCUAACCCUGAGAAUCUUUCUUUCAAACAUAUGUGCUCUCCUCCUCAUUUUAUUGGAGGAAGCCAUGAUAACACACAAAUUUUACUACCUGCUGAAUUAAAUUCAAAUCCUGUUACUGCAGUAUCUUCUAAUGAAUUUAUCAAGUCUCUAUCAGCCAGUGAGAUUGAACUUUCUGAGGAUUAUACUUGUGUCAUAUCCCAUGGUCCUAAUCCUAAAACAACCCAUAUUUUCUGUGACUGCAUUUUGGAGACUCGAGCUAAUGACUUUGGAAAACAUGACAAGAAUGGAGAUAAGGAAAAGGGACUUUCCCUUUUCAGUGUUAACAACAUGCAUACUCCAAACCAUUUUCCUUCUAAAGAUUUCUUAAGUUUCUGUCACCAUUGCAACAAGAAACUGGAAGAGGGGAAAGACAUUUAUAUAUAUAGAGGUGAAAAAGCAUUUUGCAGUUUGGGCUGCCGGGCAAUAGAGAUAAUGAUGGAUGAGGAGCUUGAGAAAUCAGAUUCAUCACCUGAGAACUCUCCAAAGUGA
Sphenostylis stenocarpa is the source of this 1185-nucleotide messenger RNA. NCBI's taxonomy places the organism in Eukaryota, Viridiplantae, Streptophyta, Magnoliopsida, Fabales, Fabaceae. The record is from the annotation of a GenBank genome assembly.